This is a messenger RNA of Closterium sp. Yama58-4, 2802 nucleotides long. The record is from the annotation of a GenBank genome assembly. Lineage: Eukaryota; Viridiplantae; Streptophyta; Zygnematophyceae; Desmidiales; Closteriaceae.
AUGAUCCCAAGGCUUUUUCUUGUCGACUGCAAGUGCCCGUUGCGACUCGACACGCGGGCCAUGCUCGAGUCGCCGCUAUCCGCGGUGUCAGCUGCAUCGGCUGCUGUUCCUGGUCUUCUCGCGGAAACCGGGAUGUUCCGAUCCGCGUUGCACGUGUCAGCACGGCAGCUCCGGACCGCAAUUGGUGGAACUGCUCGGCUUUCUAGCAGCCACGUCGGCAGGCUCUCCCUUCCAGCCUCCGUCCUUCCGUUAUCCGCCACCCGCCUCCCCCUGCACCCGCUUCCGCUCCUCUCCCGCACCUCUCCUUCCGCUCUAUCCGCCUCCGCGAGUCGUUUUUCCUCCCCCGCGUCCCCGCCGUACGGGGCAGCUCGGGCGCGGAGCGUCGCCGCCGCCUCCGCAGCCGCGGAUGGGUCCGACGCUGCGCCGUCAGUGGCUGUCGCUGUUGACGAGGCGGAGAGCAGUGGCGGAGUCGUCGGUGUGACUGCAGAGGGGGGUGCUAAAGCGAAGGCGGGAAAGAAGGGCGCGCGGAAAGGGGGGAAUGGCACAGCGUCUGGCGAAGCUGCUGGUUCGGGGGGGGAGAGCGCGGGGGAGGAUGACGUGGAGGUGGAGCUGCCACGUGAGCCGCUGCCGACCAAUGAGAGCUCAGAGCAGCUGUUGCGGAUCAGACACACAUCUGCUCAUGUGAUGGCGAUGGCGGUGCAGCGCCUAUUCCCCAAGGCGCAGGUGACGAUCGGGCCGUGGAUUCAGAAUGGCUUCUACUACGACUUCGACCUCGACCAGCCGCUCACUGACAAGGACCUCAAGAAGAUCAAGAAGGAGAUGGACAAGAUCAUCUUCAAGAACCUGCCUCUGCGUCGCGAGGAGGUGUCGAGGGAGGAGGCAGAGCGGCGCAUCAAGGAGAUCAACGAGCCAUACAAGCUGGAACUGCUUGAUAGCAUCAAGACGGAGCCCAUCACCAUCUACCACAUUGGUGACGAGUGGUGGGACCUUUGCGCGGGCCCUCACGUUGAAAGCACGGGCAAGCUGCCGCGCAGGGCGAUAGAGCUGCAGUCAGUGGCAGGGGCGUACUGGCGGGGGGACGAGACGCGGGCCAUGCUGCAGCGCAUCUACGGCACGGCGUGGGAGAGCGAGGCACAGCUGCUGCAGUACCGGCAGCAGGUGGAGGAGGCAAAGAGGCGCGACCACCGCCGGUUGGGCAAGGAGCUCGGGCUGUUCUCCAUUCAGGAAGACGCAGGGGGGGGAUUGGUGUUCUGGCACCCGAGAGGGGCGAGGGUGAGGGCGAUGAUAGAGGAGCACUGGAGGAAGGAGCACCUGCGGCGGGGGUACGAGCUGCUGUACACGCCGCACAUGGCCAAGCUGGACCUCUGGAAGACCAGCGGCCACUACGAGUUCUACCGCGAAAACAUGUUUGACCAGAUGGAGGUAGAGGAGGAGCAUUACCAGAUUCGUCCCAUGAACUGCCCCUUCCACAUCAUGCUCUACAAUGACUCCUUGCACUCCUACCGUGACCUCCCUAUUAGGUGGGCAGAGCUAGGCACGGUGUACCGCUAUGAGCGCUCUGGCACCAUGCAUGGGCUUUUCCGCGUGCGAGGCUUCACCCAGGACGACGCGCACAUAUUCUGUCUGCCCUCUCAGAUCAGGGACGAGAUCCGUGGAGUGCUGGACCUCACAGAGGCGAUGCUGACGGACUUUGGUUUCCAGCAGCUGGAGAUCAACCUCUCCACUCGGCCUGACAAGUCUGUCGGGGAUGACUCUAUCUGGGAGCAGGCCACGCAGGCGCUGAGGGAGGCGCUGCAAGACAAGGGGUGGGAUUACACCGUGGAUGAGGGUGGAGGAGCGUUCUACGGGCCCAAGAUAGACGUGAAGAUUAUGGAUGCCAUUGGGCGCAAGUGGCAGUGCUCCACCAUCCAGGUGGACUUCAACCUGCCGCACCGGUUCAACAUGGUGUACGUGGAUGCUGACGGCACGCGCUGCCCGCCCAUCAUGAUCCACCGCGCCAUCUUCGGCUCACUGGAGCGCUUCUUUGGCAUCCUGAUUGAGAACUACGCGGGCGACUUCCCCCUCUGGUUUGCGCCCACCCAGCUGCGCCUACUGCCAGUCACAGACUCAGAGGUGCCCUUUUGCAAGGAAGUGUUGGCCACCUUAUUGGAGCGGGGCAUUCGUGCUGAGGUGGCGACUGGUGAGAGGCUGGGCAAGCUGAUCCGCAAUGCAGAGACUCAGAAGAUUCCAGUGAUGGCUGUCGUUGGCCCUAGGGAGGUGGAGUCUGGGACUCUCAAUGUGCGCACGAGGAAGGGCGGCGAGCUUGGAGCUCUUUCUGUGGACGAAGUGGCAAGAAAGAUUGAAGAAGCGGCCUUUUGGCAGAUCUCGCCAUAUGCGUACUCCGCCAUUGGCAUCGCCAUUUCCAUCGGCGUUUCCGUCCUGGGUGCAGCAUGGGGGAUCUUGAUUACAGGAAGCAGUCUAAUAGGCGCUGCUAUUAAAGCUCCGCGGAUCACGUCUAAGAACCUCAUCAGUGUUAUUUUCUGUGAAGCUGUGGCGAUAUACGGCGUUAUUGUCGCGAUCAUUCUGCAAACGAAGCUUGAAUCCGUCGGCAAGGCCAGAUUGCACUCGCCUGAAGCGCUCCGCUCUGGUUAUGCCAUCUUCAACUCAGGAAUCAUCGUGGUGCGCUCGGGCUGUUCGGGGUCAUCGUUGGGAUUAUCCUAUCGUCUCAAGCAACAUGGGCUUGAAGCGUUUCCUCCACGCUCUUCAGAUCUCAUUGAACCAUCAGUUGUGGGACCAACUGAUAAGAAGGAUGUGCUAUGCUAA